AGAAGCUGUUUAUGGUUCUGACUUCAGCAGCACAGAGAUAAAACCCCGGUGUUGUGUAGAUUAUUGUGUAGAUUAUAAUUCUUUUAUUCUAUUAUAAUGUUGGUGUGCAGAGGACUGAGAUGUUUUGUGUCCAGGGUUCGAACCCCCACAUUCCCACUGUGGAGCAGAAUGCAGCACACACAGCAUCUGCACGACGACUCUGCCGCCCCCUUCCGUCCCGAGACCUCUAUGGCUAAAACGCUGAUGGAUGUGGGGACGAGGAGGAUUUUCUCUGAGGAGCACGACCUGUUCAGGCAGAACGUCCGGCGCUUCUUUAGGGAGGAGGUCGUUCCUCACCAUGCAGAGUGGGAGAAGGCAGGUGAGGUCAGUAGGGAGGUUUGGGAGAAGGCGGGAUCACACGGCCUGCUGGGUAUUUACACACCUGUUGAACAUGGAGGAGUGGGAGGAGACCUGCUCUCUGCUGCCAUCGUGUGGGAGGAGCAGAUGUAUUCCAACUGCUCAGGUCCCGGUUUCUCUCUGCACUCGGAGAUCGUGAUGCCGUACAUCAGCCAUUACGGCUCUCAGGCUCAGAUCGAGCGCCUUCUGCCCCAGAUGGUUGCUGGGAAAUGUAUCGGCGCCAUCGCGAUGAGCGAGCCGGGGGCCGGCAGUGAUAUUCAGGGCGUGAGGACGAACGCCCGGAGAGAUGGAACCGACUGGAUCCUCAACGGGAACAAGGUCUUCAUCACUAACGGCUGGAUGAGCGACCUGGUGAUCGUGGUCGCCAUGACCAACCGCGAGGCUAAAACGGCGGCUCACGGCCUCAGUCUGUUCCUGGUGGAGAGCGGCACCAAGGGCUUCAACAAGGGGCGCAAACUGGAGAAGAUAGGCCUCAAAGCGCAGGAUACGGCCGAGCUGUUCUUCGAGGACGUUCGACUCCCGGCUGACGCUCUGCUUGGAGAAGUAAACAAAGGUUUCUACUACCUGAUGAACGAACUGCCUCAGGAGCGACUGAUCAUAGCCACGAUGGCUCUGGCGAGCUGCGAGUUCAUGUUCGAGGAGACCCGGAGCUACGUGACUCAGAGGAAAGCGUUCGGUCGAACCAUCGCUGAUCUGCAGACGGUGCAGCACAAGCUAGCGGAGCUGAAGACGGAGGUCUGCGUGGGCCGAGCGUUCGUCGAUAACUGCCUUCAGCUGCACAGUCAGGGCAAACUGGACUCCAGUACGGCCUCCAUGGCCAAAUACUGGGCGUCGGAUUUACAAAAUAAAGUGGCCACUCAGUGCCUGCAGCUGCAUGGUGGGUGGGGCUACAUGUUGGAGUAUCCAAUCGCCAGGGCGUUCGUGGACGCCCGUGUGCAGCCCAUCUACGGAGGAACCAACGAGAUCAUGAAGGAGCUGAUCGCUCGUACCAUUGUCGGUCGCAAGUAGACACGAUGAUGAUGAUGUGGACAGAGGGACAGGAAGCUGGUUUGUGGAUGAUCUUGUAGAACAAAGCACAUUUUUGUAGCUAGGAUGUUAAUACCUGACUGGUGUGUGCUAACUUCAUUAAUCUAGAUGUUAAUUACUGAAUAAACCGAAGGUCUGGGUGGAAAACAGGAA
Trichomycterus rosablanca is the source of this 1575-nucleotide messenger RNA. It is a transcript of the gene acadl, whose product is annotated as acyl-CoA dehydrogenase long chain. Gene Ontology annotation, molecular function: flavin adenine dinucleotide binding; long-chain fatty acyl-CoA dehydrogenase activity. Gene Ontology annotation, biological process: long-chain fatty acid catabolic process. The record is from RefSeq and is a predicted model, not a curated record. NCBI's taxonomy places the organism in Eukaryota, Metazoa, Chordata, Actinopteri, Siluriformes, Trichomycteridae. The coding region runs from base 97 to 1404 and encodes 435 amino acids. The transcript has 11 exons.